CACAGCCUCAGAGAUUCAAGAGAGUCACUUCAGGAGUUUUACAGCACAACUUAUUAUUAUUUUAAGGUUCAAGAGAAUUACUGAAGAGGAGCAUAGCCUUCAGGCAGUCACAGAUCAAGAGAAGCAUAGGCUACAUAAAGCAGUCACAGAUCAGGCCUGUUUCCUGGAAACCAUGUGACACAGAACACAGACUAGCCCCACCCAGAUGGACUUCUAAGAUGUUAUCUAAACGGGACCCAGAGCAGGAUCAGGAGGAGCAUAGCCUUCAGGCAGUCACAGAGCAGUACACAAAAACAUCACCAACCCCCCAGGGAGACCAGUUAUCUCCGGAAAUGGAAGUCUACUGGAACCAAUAUCUAAGACAGUAGAGAGAGAGACAGGAAGUGAGUGGGAGAGAGUUGGGGAGGAAUCCGGGAAGGACCACGGGGCGGAAAUCGAACCCGGGUCGCCGGCGUGCGGUGCAGGUGCCCCAGCCAGUCACGUCAUUGCUAGGGGCUGUUCUCUGAUUUAGGGAUAAAGGGUCCACCUUGGAGCCCCUGGGUCCAUCCAAAGACCUGAAGAUGGAUCACAGUGCAGAGAAGAAGCUUCAGAAGAAACUGAAAAAAAGACCACAGACACACAGACCAGAGUCUCCAGUGCCCAGCUGUGUGUCUAUGAAGAGUGAUGGAUCCAUGUUUGAACCACCCAGAUUCAGCAGUGGAUCAGUACAGUCUAAACCACAAUCGAAGGCACAGAGAGCUCCAUCUCCAGUGCCCAGCUGUGUGUCUAUGAGAAGUGAUGGAUCCAUGUUUGAACCACCCAGAUUCAGCAGUGGAUCAGUACAGUCUAAACCACAAUCGAAGGCACAGAGAGCUCCAUCUCCAGUGCCCAGCUGUGUGUCUAUGAGAAGUGAUGGAUCCAUGUUUGAACCACCCAGAUUCAGCAGUGGAUCAGUACAGUCUAAACCACAAGUAAUAUCUGCUCCUGAGGAGGGGGGUGCUGCCUCUAACACCAUUCUCUCUGAGGAACAACACACCAGCCAUGGAGCUACCAGUUAUCAGCACAAAUCCCACCUGCAGAAGAAGUUUAAGUGUCUGAUAGAGGGAAUCCCACAGCAGGGAGACCCCAGACCCCUCCAUGAGAUCUACACAGACCUCUACAUCAUAGAGGGGGGGAAAGGAGAGGUCCAUGAUGAACAUGAGGUCAGACAGAUAGAGAGAGCAUCCUGGAGAGAAGCAGCACAAGACAGACCCAUCAAAUGCAGUGAAAUCUUUACACGCUUACCGGAAGAAGAAAAACUCCGAAAAAAACACUUCACUGAAGAGGAAAGACAUAGAAAAGAAGAGGCAAAAACGAAGGGCACAGUCUAUCAGCCCAGGCAAUACAAACCCCUCAGAACAGUGCUGACAAAGGGAGUGGCUGGCAUUGGAAAAACAGUCUCAGUGCAGAAGUUCAUUCUGGAUUGGACUGAAGGAACAGCCAAUCAGGAUGUCCACUUCAUAUUACCUCUUCCUUUUCGGGAGCUGAACCUGAUGAAAGAGAAGAAACUCAGUCUGGUGGAUUUUAUUCUGCACUUUUCCCCAGAAAUCAAAGAUCCCAGAGUCUUCUCAAGUUCAGAGUACAGAGUCAUGUUCAUCUUUGAUGGUCUGGAUGAGUGUCGUCUUCCUCUGGAUUUCCGCUCCAACCCAACCUGUUGUCAUGAGACAGAGCCAGCCUCAGUGGACGUGCUGCUGACAAACCUCAUCAAAGGGAAUCUGCUUCCUUCUGCUCUCCUCUGGAUCACCACCCGGCCAGCAGCAGCCAAUCAGAUUCCUGCUGAGUGUGUGCACUGGGUGACAGAAAUAAGGGGAUUCAAUGACCCACAGAAAGAGGAGUUCUUCAGGAAGAGAAUCAAUGAUGAGAACUUGGUCAGCAAAACCAUCACACAUCUGAAGUCAUCCAGGAGCCUCUACAUCAUGUGCCAUAUUCCAGUCUUCUGCUGGAUUUCAGCCACUGUUGUAGAGAAAACUUCAAAAGAAUCAGACAAAGUAAAAAUGCCAAGGACUCUGACUCAAAUGUACACACACUUCCUGGUGAUGCAGACAAGCAUUAAACAUGUCAAGUACACAGAGAGAAAAGAGACAGAUGAAGAUGUGAUUUUCAAACUGGGGAAACUGGCUUUCCAACAGCUGGAGAAAGACAAUCUGAUCUUCUAUGAGGAAGACCUGAGAGAGUGUGGCAUUGAUGUCACAGAAGCAUCCGUGUACUCAGGAGUGUGUACUCAGAUCUUCAGAGAGGAGUCUGGGCUGUACCAGGGGAAGGUGUUCAGUUUUGUGCAUCUGAGCAUCCAGGAGUUUCUUGGAGCUCUGUAUGUGUUCCUCUGCUUCAGCAACAGACAGAGAAACAUGCCUGACCAACAGCAAAGCUCUUGGCUCUCUGCUCUAUUCAGAGCUGCAACACUUCAUGACCUACACAAGACCGCAAUGGACCUGGCCUUAGAGCGUAAGAAUGGACACCUGGACCUUUUCCUCCGCUUCCUUCUGGGCCUCUCACUGGAGUCCAAUCAGAAUCACUUAAAGCACCUACUGCCAAAGUGCAGCAGCCAAUCAAAUAGCUCAGAGCAAACGGUCCAGUAUGUCAAACAGAAGAUCAGAGAUCAGGCAGGGUCAGACAGAAUCAACCUGUUCUACUGUCUGAAUGAGCUGAACCACCAUGCUGUAGUGGAACACAAAAUGAACUCAGUAGAGCUGCAUGUAGAGACACUCUUACCAGGAGAGUGGAAAACUAAGAUAUGGAAGACAUUUAAGAUGUCAGAGGAGCAGCUGGCUGAGUUUGACCUGCAGAAGUACAUAAAGACACCAGAGGAAGACCAGACUGAACUCCUCAGUCCAGGUGAAGUAAUUCAGAAAGUGCUGCCAGCAGUUACAUCAGCUCUGCUGCAUAGCUGUGGUCUGACCGAUAAGAGCUGUUCCUAUCUGGCCUCUGCACUGAAGACAUCACACUCAUCAAAUCUCAGAGUGCUGGACCUGGGUAAAAAUAAGCUGCUGGACUCAGGAGUGGAACUUUUAUGUUCUGCUCUUUGUCAUCAAAAUUGCAAACUGGAGGAACUACAUCUGCAUGGUUGUAAUCUGACUGAUAAGAGCUGUUCCUAUCUGGCCUCUGCACUGAAGACAUCAUCAGAUCUCAGAGAGCUGCGCCUGAGUAGCAAUAAGCUGCUGGACUCGGGAGUGGAACUUUUAUGUUCUGCUCUUUGUCACAACUGCAAACUGGAAGACCUACGGCUGGAUAGCUGUGGUCUGACCAAUAAGAGCUGUUCCUAUCUGGCCUCUGCUCUUAAGUCUCCCUCCUCAAAUCUCACACAACUACACCUAAUUAACAACCAUAUUAGUCCAUCAGCUGUUGAGCCGCUCUGUGCUCUAGUGAAGGACCCACACCGUAAACUGAAGACACUAGAAACUGAUCAUGGAACAGUAAAGUUCGAGUAAAGUGUUGAGCCGCGGCCCUGAGCUUUCCAUUUCAAACAUGGAAAGCCCAAGGCAGGGAGAGCAACAAUAAACCCUCCAUGGGCUACAGAACAGAACAAACAUCCAUGACAAGACAUUGAGAAGUCAGAAGUAUGAGGGGGUAGACACACAACAUUGACAGUCGUUUGCUCAGAUCCUGUUAGGACAUGUGUAAGGUUCAUCAGAGUACUGGGAUAUGUAUGUAAGCACCUGUAAAGUACAGGUUUUUUUGUUUCACUGUAUACUCCACGUACCACAAUGCUUUGUGGUUGUACAUGUGUAUUUACCUGAUCCAAUGAGAUGUAUUUGUUUGGUUGCUUUUAUUUGAAUUUUAUGGAUAACCAAUGGUUGGUAGUUAUUUUAUUGUGCCUGCGAAAUCGCGGGGAAUACGAACGUUCUACCUCCUCAGCGAGCGAGACUGGCUCGUCAGUCCGAGGCCAGAGAGUGAGGAGUGAGGUCCUCUCUGUGUAUAACGCACACCCGUCAAGAUGGGGUUACAUGUACAUUUGUUGUAUAAGAGCAAUAUAGCAUGAUUGAGGGAUUAGUAAUGGAUAUUCCCACAGCUGGUGUUGCCUGCCUACAACACCCAGUUGCACUUUGGGCAAUUUGCAUAAUUAUAUAGGCAAUUAAGGUGAAUAGGGUGCAGGUGAAUAGGGUAAAAAAAUUAAAUAAUAGAUAUCACUAUGAAACUUUCUUAAGGCUGGCUUACAUUGCACGAUUUUGGUCUGUUUUAACAGUCGGCGACUAAAUUUCCACAAUCGGGCGGAAAUCUUGGGAGUUGUACUGAAAUCGCAGCGCGCUCCCGUCAUCUAAAUCGUUUAGUGUAAGGUGCCAAUCUUAGCUGUUUUAAGUCCGUCGGAGUCAGUCUUUUUCUAGUUUUGCCGUUACGACAAUAUCAAACAUGUUUGAUAUUAUCGGAAGUCUUUUCAGUCGUGGCUCAUGCAAAUAGUGACGUGAACAUUAAAAACCAAUAGUAACCUUGCGCGAACAUGAAACAGGAAGGGGCAAAAUAGGCGACAGCUGUAGCCUUUAUGAUUAUUUGUUAUUUCAUUUCUUAUAAUUUAUUAGUCGGCUGUUCUACGUGACAGAACAACUCUAUAUCUGUUAGUGAUGUCACACAUCAAACAAUGCUGCAGAAACGCGAAAAAAUUACUUUGAUAUGAGUAGGCUAUCAUGUGAUUUCCUGUGAAUGAUGACGUGUAGCCUAUUGCACGAUGGAAAUAAUUUGAAGGAAUCUAGCAGCAGUCUUGUAAAUAGUGACCCACAGUCUUUGCAAAAUCCUAAUCUGAGACUGGCCUGUGACUAAAAACUCAAUGAAUUGUCUCUAGAUGUGAGAGGGUCUGAGACUGUAGUUUUUCAAAAAUCUUUUCCAAAUCUUUGCAAAGUCUGGCAAUGUAAGGUAGGCUUUAGUUGGUUACUUGUGCUAAGAUGAGAAAAAAUGUAUUGCAUGUUUUUUAUAUUUUAAUGUUUACAUAUGCAAAUGAGGCCAUGUCUCAUUAAACCCCACUAUUACUAGCUUUAAAUCCAACUUAAAGACGUACCUCUUCUCCCUAGCUUUUGACACUCCCUGACCUCUCCACCUCUCCCUCAAAUGUUUCCUUUUUGUUUAUCUCCACUGUUGUGUUAUCUUCUUAACUUUUCUUGAAUUUAUUUUUGUUUUUUAUUGAUUUUUGUUGUUGUUGUUUGUUUGUUUUUAUGUUUCAUUAAUAGUAUCACAAUGGCCAUCUUUUGUCUACUAACACUGUAUUAUUAUUAUUGUUAUUAUUAUUGAUGAUUAUUAUUAUUAUUAUUAAUAAUUGAAUCAUUAUUGUUAUUUAUUUGUUUUAUGUAAAGCACUUUGGUGCAAUGCUAUUGCUUUUAAAUGUGCUAUAUAAAUAAAAUAUGACUUGACUUGA
Molecule: messenger RNA, 5356 nt
Organism: Sardina pilchardus (European sardine)
Lineage: Eukaryota; Metazoa; Chordata; Actinopteri; Clupeiformes; Clupeidae
Product: NACHT, LRR and PYD domains-containing protein 3-like
Exons: 15
Coding region: 561-3443 (960 amino acids)
Biological process (GO): intracellular signal transduction
Molecular function (GO): protein binding
Source: RefSeq, a predicted model, not a curated record